Molecule: messenger RNA, 1456 nt
Organism: Fomitopsis serialis
Lineage: Eukaryota; Fungi; Basidiomycota; Agaricomycetes; Polyporales; Fomitopsidaceae
Exons: 3
Coding region: 424-1290 (288 amino acids)
Source: RefSeq, a predicted model, not a curated record
GUGCGCCAGAUAAAAUAUCCUAAUCACCAAGGCUGAGGGAACUGCCAACUCUCCUCGGAGAUUAACUUCCGCUUGCUAUAUACUCGGAGAUGUCGUCCACUCUGCCGCACGAAGUGGUUGACUACAUCUCGAGUUCUUAUGGGACGACGUGCGGUCAUUGAUCAACUUCUCCUUGACAUGCCACCGCUACUACGACGCACCCAUCUGUAGCCACCUCCUGAGACCUCUGCAUUCGAUAUACGUCUAUAGCCGUCGCGAUCUGGACUUCGUAUCGCGCGUCCUAUCCUCGAAGCGACGAGAAAGUUCUACGAGCAACACGACCUCAGGUUCCUCAAUAUUUCUGAGCGUUCGCGGAAGCCCUUCGCACAUACCGUGCCUCUUUGCAUUUCACCAUCGCAUCUACCGCAUCUGGAAACCAUCUCCAUGCACAGCGUCAACUGGACGACAUUCAGACCCCCUGUGUCCUUCUUUCUUCGGCUGGCGCAAUUUGUCUCCGUGACGCGCCUCGAGCUGUCGAGCUGCCGCUUCCGUUUCGCCCACGACUUGCGCAGGCUCACCAAUUCUCUUCCCAAUCUGGCGGAACUGCAACUGAACAGGAUCAGUUGCGCUUUUUCUGCCGUCAUGGAACAGCCCUCUCAUGUUAUACAGACGUUGGCGAAGCUCGACAUGCGGCUAGUCUGCCUUGAAGGGCAUCCGGAUUCGUUGCUCGCUACUUGUGCGAGCUAUUCGACUGUUACCCAUCUCCAGGUACAGACGGAGUGGUUUACCUCUCUUGGCCACUUCCGUAACUUCGUCGAAGGCUUCCCAGUCCUGACGACACUGACCAUCAUUCUGGGAUAUGGACGCACCUGGGAUUCUGCUGUGAUGGCUGGGCCACCGUCGCUGGAAUCGCAUUCAUCGGUCCCAUCCCUCGCCACGUUCACUCUUAUUUGUUACAGGAGUGAUCUAUAUCACUCUGCGCUCAUAGAGCAGACCCUCGCCUGGGCAGCGGGUACCCCUUCAGUUACUACGUUGAGGGAUCUGCGCAUAGGCGUGGCGGAGUACUCCACCAUAGCCGGACUUACCAUCGGGCUCGUGCUGGAGAAGGUGUCUCAUACGCUGGAGACCCUACACAUAGAAUGGAGAAUCCCUGGCAGCACAUUCUCACUCAUGGGUGACUGCCUGGAGACCCUCCACUUGACCAUCCACGUUGACGAGGAUACACGCGCCUUCGAGAGAACCCGCUACACGAUCGCUAUGCACUCUCCAGCAUCACCAGUCGCAAUCUACGAGAGAUACAUCUAUGCGUAGUCUUCCAUUACAAGGACUAUCCCGCAUGCGACGUCGUAUCAGGCGUGGCGGAGCCCCGGCACGUCGACUCGCUCGAAUCAAUUCUAUCGCGCGAAGUCUUCGAUGGCCUUCCUCAGGAUUCUCAUGGCGUCUCGCUUACGAUCAACGAGGACGAUGACCUCGAGAA